UAAGUACAGCCUGACGUUUGGGUAUCAUGUGAAUGUUUCAGUUCCCAUGGUUCAGUGUGUGAGCUGAUUGCCCCACCCCGUUUUUCUCUCUCUCUCUCCUCUCAGUAGAGCUCAAUACAAAUCUAUGAGAAAUACAACACAGAAAAUCAAAAAUAGAAUUGCAGACCAGGGAAGCCAUUGCUGGGGAUCGGCUGACUUCCCUGCCUGUUCGUUUGGGGAAUCAUUUCCCAGGAACAGGAAGGAAAAUAAAGAAGUGAGAAUAGUUCGGAAAUGUAAUGUGAAAAAAAGAAUCAGAAAAGGGGCCUUGGACUGGAAAAAACACCACCAUUAAGAAGAGGAGGAGGAAGAAAAAAGAAAAGAAAAGACAGGGGGGAAACAAAAUUGAAGAAAAAUCCUGCAUUGCUCCUGCAAAUACAGGGAACGUAACCUUUGGGGAUUUUAGAAAUCCAUAGCAUUAUUGGAUCCAUAUGCCUUGGCGUUAGAGGAUUUUUGAGUGGAGCGAAGUUUGGAUUAUUUUGUGUCAAAAUUACGGAUUCUGUGGGUUGCUUCUGUUUGGAAUAUAUUUAUUUUUUCUUCCCCUCACUUUUUUUGUUUAAGUUUUGCCUUAUUCUUUUUCUUUUUAAUUUAUUAGUAUAAUAAAGCGUUUCAAACACCCUGUCAAGAAAAGCUGCAUCGAGGAGAGAAAAAGCAACAGGGCGGCCCGGGCGUCGUCAUCAUCCUGCUCUACUGAUUUGUGUUUCUAGGUUUUUAUUUACUGAAUCUGUUGUUGUUGCAUAAGUCUUUAAACAAAACAUCGUGUUUGGAUUAAAGCUGCUGUCAGAGGAGGUUGUAAAACUCGUCGGCAAUCAUAAUGGGUUGUUUAGGGAACAACAAGACUGAAGAUCAGAGGAAUGAAGAGAAAGCUCAGAGAGAAGCGAAUAAAAAAAUCGAGAAACAGCUUCAGAAAGACAAGCAGCUUUACCGGGCAACUCACCGGCUUCUGUUACUGGGUGCUGGUGAAUCCGGUAAAAGCACUAUUGUCAAACAGAUGAGGAUUUUACAUGUCAAUGGAUUCAAUGCAGAGGAGAAGAAGCAGAAAAUUCAGGAUAUUAAAAAUAAUAUUAAAGAAGCUAUAGAUACAAUAGUAACAGCAAUGAAUACUUUGGUACCGCCUGUUCCUUUAGCAAAUCCAGAAAACCAAUUCAGAGUCAACUAUAUUUUAAACUUCGCUAAUCAGAAAGAUUUUGAGUUUUCACAAGAAUUCUAUGAACACACGAAAACCCUUUGGCACGAUGAAGGUGUAAGAGCGUGUUAUGAAAGAUCUAAUGAAUAUCAGUUGAUUGACUGUGCACAGUACUUUCUAGAUAGGAUUGACACAGUCCGACAGAGUGACUACACGCCUAGUGAUCAGGAUCUUCUACGAUGCAGAGUUCUGACGUCAGGGAUUUUUGAAACCAGAUUUCAAGUCGACAAAGUAAACUUCCAUAUGUUUGAUGUUGGAGGGCAGCGGGACGAGCGAAGAAAAUGGAUCCAGUGUUUUAAUGAUGUGACUGCUAUCAUAUUUGUUGUGGCCAGUAGUAGUUACAACAUGGUUAUACGAGAAGACAAUCAAACCAACCGUCUUCAAGAAGCACUGAAUCUCUUCAAGAGUAUCUGGAACAACAGGUGGCUGCGGACCAUUUCUGUAAUACUUUUUCUAAAUAAACAGGAUCUGCUGGCAGAAAAAAUAUUGGCAGGAAAAUCCAAAAUUGAAGACUACUUUCCAGAAUUUGCUCGCUACACUACACCAGAUGAUGCAACACCAGAACCUGGUGAAGAUCCCAGAGUAACAAGGGCCAAGUAUUUUAUUAGGGACGAGUUUUUGAGAAUCAGCACAGCGAGUGCAGAUGGACGGCACUACUGCUACCCUCACUUCACUUGUGCAGUCGAUACAGAAAACAUCCGCAGGGUGUUCAAUGACUGUCGGGACAUUAUUCAACGAAUGCACCUUCGUCAGUAUGAGUUGUUGUGAUCGAGAGCACUUUUUUCUGUUUUGGACUCCUUAUUCUUCAUUUAAAAAAACAUACUUGCCCAUAUAGGGUGGAAGAGAACUGGUGCAAGCUAUCUGAACUGCACCCCUCCACUUUUCUCCCUACUGGACAAUAGCAGCACUUCCAGCUUGCAUCUGUCUCCUCUGGACAGCACGAGAUGGCAUCUGACUUUAAUGGCCAUUUUCGUGACAUAUCCCAAAACAACUACAUUAUUAACAGAACAGUUCAUAAAGUCAAGACCAUGAACCUGAAGGACCUAGGGAUUUUAAAAAUGAAAAACACAAUUGGGGAAGCAGCAUAACAUGGUAGUUUCUGUUGUGGGCACAUUUACAUAAACCAUGAUACUGACUAUAUAUCUAUUCAGUGCAAACAAUGAAAGGAGGUGCAAGUCACAGGCCACGGUUCAGUGUGAGAUCUCUGCGGUGGAUUUCACAGACGUAAUAAGGCCUGGAGAAGAGGAGUCAGUCCUGCAGCAGAUUUGGACAGAACAAAACCCUAACACCAUUCAGGGCGGUGUUUUUAACCCAGAGAUGGCAAAUGGUGGACUUUGGGUACAAGAAAUAGAACUAUGUAUGGCCUAAGACUGUAGAAAGAGUUAACCACACACUGUUUUCAUUUUGUCCACUGACUAUCCCUUCUGCUGUUUAAAUAAAAUAUAUAUAUAUAUAUAUAUAUAUAUAUAUAUAUAUAUGUAUGUAUGUAUAGAGAUAUAUAUAUAUAUUAUUAACUGGACACCAGUCCUUACAGUUUUCCCUCCCCUUCAUAUUUUUUUUUAUUUUACUGCUGGAUUAUUAUUCUUGUACAGACUGUAAAAUGUAUUAUUUUGUACAACUUUAUUGAAAAAAAAUAACUUGUAGAAGAUCUUUGUGCCUUGAUUAUGGCUGUACCUGUAAAAUGAGCUAAGAUGUAAGUAUGUUUGAUUGCGCUGUACAGCUUUGUCAACCCUAUCUGCAGCAUUAGCUCAGGGUAGGGAAAAAUUUAUCUGUAGUUUAGUUUUUUUCUGGUUUAUAAAAGAAGGAAAAUACUGUUUAGUAAAAAAAAAAAAAAAAGAAAAAAGAAAUUGAAAAGUACAAAUUGUGCAAAUUUAACCACUUUAAAAGUGAGGUCUUCAACAAGUGACCAGAUGUCGCAGCAUCAUGCUUUUUAAUUUUUAGCUUUAAUUCAUUUAAAUCUCUAUCCAAAUGCAAAACAUGGCUUGUUUCUACAUAAACCAAAUUUUGCUACAAAUUCUAAAUGUUAGUCCUUGGUCAUUCAUAGUCUUUCUUUUAAAAAGAAACAAGUAUUGGCAUCAUACAGGUGUGGUGACCACCCUAUAGAUUUUUACUUCCUGGCCCUACUAGCUGUCACCAUACUAUGUUGUAUUAAAAAUGGUGUACACCCCCUUUGUAUUUGGCCUCAAUUGCAGUGCCAUUUUUAUUUCUCUUUUAAUAAAGAGAUUCCUUAAACACUCUUGUUUAUAUUAACUAUAUAAGAAGCUUAAGGUGAAUAUGUUUGGAUUUUUGUUCUUAAACUUGAAUAAUUUAUGCAAAUUAUAUGCUGAGAACAAGAUGUGGUACAGUACAAGAAAAAGAGCAAAAAUCACUGUAGCAAUAAGAAAGCAUGUAAUUUUAGUAACUACUACACUGCUUUAUAUUUUAUACCUAGGUGUUUAAUGUCUCUGUAUGUUACCUUUUUCAUGUGUCAAAACCUACGUGUACAAUUUGUACAAAGUCAAAAAUUACAGUUGUAAUAACAGACCUAGCAAAGUGUUAGCUUAUAUUACUCACCCCCAUGAAAAAUGUCAAUCUGGUUUAUCCUACAGGAAACGGAAAAGUUUUCCUCCAUACCCAGACAAACUUUUUUCACAAAGCAUCCUUUUGCUAGUGUUGAGUGUAUACCAUUUUAAACAGAGGUACCAAAAUUAUGAUUUGGAUAACAUGUCUGAAAGAUUAACUAUAGGUACCAGAUAUUUGUUCAUAAGAAAAUGUUGCAUUUUGAUUAUCAGAGUAAUCUUUGUUUUAAGCAGAUACAACAUUUGAUCCCUUCCAGUAUCUUGUCUGGCGUGCACUAUUGGAAGGUGCUUAUACUAAUUUAAUUUUCGUUGCACCAGUCAACAUUUAUAAAUAAAAUAAUUGUCAGACAAUGCACUAAAACAGGCCUGACUGCAUGUUAAAUGUGUAUACCUCAUAACUUGACUGCUGUUGCCCAAUAAUAGUUCAAUUAUAUCUUGACAAAUAUUCAAGUAUUUUAAAAUCAAAUAGCAGGCAGAUCAUGGAAUUUGAGACUACAUGUAAAUUGCAUGUAAUUCUUAAAUAUAUCUGGUAUCUGUAGUUUUAAUCUUGCAAGUUGUAUUUAUCAAUAAAAUAGUCAGAAAACUAAUUAAAGUACCCUCUUAGAACAAGCCUUAAUUUUGGUUCAAACUAAAUUUUAUAAGUCCGUGCCAAACGUAUUUUUAUUAUCUUUAUAGGCCUUGAAGGGUUUGAAGCACCAAAUAUAUGAAACCAAUAAAAAUAAAGGAAGUUUAAGGUA
Molecule: messenger RNA, 4517 nt
Organism: Protopterus annectens (West African lungfish)
Lineage: Eukaryota; Metazoa; Chordata; Ceratodontiformes; Protopteridae
Gene: GNAS
Product: GNAS complex locus
Exons: 12
Coding region: 851-1990 (379 amino acids)
Biological process (GO): sensory perception of chemical stimulus; adenylate cyclase-activating dopamine receptor signaling pathway
Cellular component (GO): heterotrimeric G-protein complex
Molecular function (GO): beta-2 adrenergic receptor binding; ionotropic glutamate receptor binding; D1 dopamine receptor binding
Source: RefSeq, a predicted model, not a curated record